AAACCGACCAGUCCACGAAAAAGCCAUAACGAAUUUGUUUAUUACGACAUCAUAAUGCGUCAGUUUUCGGCACAAUUCAUUUUUAUCUACACGGUGUCAUCAAAAGCCAAGAUCCACAACUAGAAACUAGUAACCCUAUGCUAGAAACCUUGCAUAGGUUGGCGGCGUGAAGCGCGGGCUUCUCCUCACAACACCCACCCGCCUGUAACGUGCUGUCACCUAUCGUCGGUUAGGCAUACUUCUGACACCCGUUUUCCUCUCCGUACGCCCGGUUAGUUGUUGCGGUACCGAUGUGAUCGGAUCAAGCUGCCAGUACCGUUCAGCCGACGCGGUCACAGUCUGCUCGUUAUUUCAGGUGCGAGACCUUUCAAGGAUUCAGUCCACUACAGUGUGUCCUUAGAAGCGGAAGGGAAUGGAAGCACUGAGAGACUUGCCACCACUCCCAAAAAGCCUGAGUGGCCUCAUCAACUUCAACAGCAGCCAGUGGCGUGAGCUGGAACGUGUGCACCUUAUGCGCACCAUGAUUCAGCAGGAUCUGAGCAGGGCGGCCCCCGUCGCACCGGCACGGAGUAGCAGCGCUAGCCGAGCAUCAGCAUCUCGUCAACGAGUGCCGCAUGCGGAGCACUCGCAUGGCUCACUUGGAAACAGCCGUGUCGCUGGUGGCACUGGGAAAGAAGCGCAAAACACUUGGUCGGGCCGAUCGUCGAGACUCGAUGCACAACUGGCAGUCCUCCGCAAGGAGAUGGUGGGACUUCGUCAAAUGGACAUGUCACUUCUUUGCCAGCUGUGGUCGCUCAAUGAAUCAAUCCAGGAGUACAAACAGGCACUCCAGGACAGGUCACCAUCUUGGGAUCCCACCCAAGAGGAACUGCUGAGUCAGCUGAAUGGGGCAUCGCCCACCAGCAUUGCCGCUUUCGACCUCACUCCCAUCCCGCCACCCACAGCGCGACACCAACGGUCGAGCAGCGAGGGCUCCACGCCACGCCGCUAUGACACCCGGCAUCAGCCGAGGAACCUCAUGGCCGUGCCAGAGAGGACGCUAGCCAUCGACAGCUCAUCCGGCUCUAGCGGCGAGUACGAUGACGUUCUGUGAAUCAAGCAACCAUUGCUGCAGAUGUGUUGAGAAUGUGGGCUCUGAUGGCCACAGGUAUGUUUAUGAUGCGGCUUGUUGGACUGGAGCAGAUGCUCAGGUGAUCUUGUAAGAUUGUCGUCAACUUUGGGCAGUAGGGUGAAUGCUUGUGACUCUUGGAGUGAGAUAACAGUUCAAGGCAGAAACCUGAAGCCGAGCUGAGACUUCUGAAAUUCCGUAUCGGGCACUUCUUCAAAACGUCAAAUCUGAUGAAGCAUCAGCAUAUUUGCAUCUUCAUCAUUGUCAUGUCUGCAUCUUGCUGCUGUCUCCCUGUACACAAUUUGUUUGUCUUGUUGAGAAAACGAUGGAAAGCUGCUGAAGAGUAGCUUAAUCACAAGCGCAGAGGGUGUUGCUAAAAUAAUUGAGAUGUCGUAAGAUUC
This is a messenger RNA of Dermacentor andersoni, 1509 nucleotides long. Its product is annotated as leucine repeat adapter protein 25-like. The record is from RefSeq and is a predicted model, not a curated record. Lineage: Eukaryota; Metazoa; Arthropoda; Arachnida; Ixodida; Ixodidae.